This is a messenger RNA of Botrytis porri, 3336 nucleotides long. RefSeq lists its product as uncharacterized. The transcript is spliced from 6 exons. The coding region runs from base 1 to 3336 and encodes 1111 amino acids. The record is from RefSeq and is a predicted model, not a curated record. Gene Ontology annotation, biological process: iron-sulfur cluster assembly. Gene Ontology annotation, cellular component: cytosolic [4Fe-4S] assembly targeting complex. NCBI's taxonomy places the organism in Eukaryota, Fungi, Ascomycota, Leotiomycetes, Helotiales, Sclerotiniaceae.
AUGGCAUCUACGGUAGUUGAGUUUAUGGCUGCGGAGGCAGAGGAGGAUAAGGUAGCAAUUGUCAAUCGAAAAGUAGAAAAUCUCACUGCAAUUAGCAGUCUUAUUGCAGAGCUUGGUCCAUAUAUAGAUGGCGAGGCUUCUAUGGAAGAUUGUCAGAAAGGAUUGGAGUUUUUGUUACUUGUACUACAAAGUGUCGACCCCGGAAAGCUCUCAAGGCAUGAUCUGAGCGCUCUUGUUGAGUAUUUGACAAAUCGGGUGUCUCAGGCUGGAGAGGUUCAGAUAUACCGAGCUGGUCUCCUGGAAAUUGCUAAAUCUUUGACCACCAUUGCAAAGAUGCCCAGAUUUAUUAAAUCAAAUGCACCUGAGAUAGCGUCGGCAGUUUUCCGUCUUCCGGACAACAAGCAGUCUCUAAAUGACUUCCCUCAUUCUACGCGAUUAAGUCUACUGAAUCUCCUCCAAUGUCUGCUAGAAGCAUAUUCGACAGCACUUCAAUCCUCGCUUGGAAGCAAGUUUGUUGAUGGCAUGGCUUCCAUGGCAGCAAUUGAGAGAAAUCCAUCUUGUAUACUUGCUAUUUUCAAAAUUUAUAGUCAAUUAGGCAAAAGUUGGGAUAUAAACUCUGAUGAAGCUGAAACUUUGUUUGGAUCGUUCUUCCGUUAUUUUCCCAUUACAACUACUAAAUCAGCAACGCCCUUGAAGCCAGAGGAGGAUCUAAAACGUGGUCUUUUGAACUGUUUGAUAUCAAACGAUAAAUAUGCACCUUUUGUUUUCCCAGCACUCUUCCAGAAAUUAGACUCCGAAAGCGUUAGAGCAGAUAUAAAGAUUGAUGUAUUCGAUUCCAUGCUUGAAUGCAUACGAAAUUACACCAAUGUUUCGGUGUUUUCAGUCACAAUAUGGGACACUUUGAAAUGGGAGGUCUGGAACGGCGAAAAUGAUGACUUUAUCAAUCGUUCUAUAGAAAACAUUGCUGCGAUUGCCGGCAGACUUGACCAACAAUCCUCUAGCAACGAAGACGAUAACGUCGAGUUGGAGAAAUUUGUCAACUAUGUCACUCAGGAAUGCAUUACAAUCUUCACCGAUGAUACAAAGAAGCGUAUGGUUUUACCGUGUACUCGUAUUUUGGGCAAAAUUUCGAGCACAUCUCCUCAAGCUUUUACACUUACUUCUCGCAAUACUCUACCAACCCUUUUCACCUUAUGGCAAGGGCUAGAUACUAUAGCCGACAAAACGCGAUUGCUCGAGUCAUUUAAUAUUAUUCUCGAAACACGUGCAAACAUCUCACAUUCAUCCACUCAAACUAUCGAGGAUGCAUACAUGGCUAAACAAUUGGCCGUCAUGGAUGCAAAUUUUGAUAGCUUCCGCGAAAGCUUCAUAGAACUUUACUUUGGCGCCACCUCCGUGUCUUCAAGUGAUCUCGAAUUAAAGAUAGCCACCACUAAAGGACUUACACUUUUGGCAUCAAUUCGCAAUGAUUCCGUCAACCGUCCAUUUUUGAAUUCUUUCGAACAAGGAACAAUCAUUGAAAAGCUCAACGAAACAGCGUUCAAUUUGAAAGAGGCGGAUGAUCUUCGAGCUUUGGCUGUGGCUUCAUUGUCCACUUUAUCGGUUCGAUAUCCAGACACGUUUAUCAACAUCACACUCCCCAAUUUUAUUGGCAAACUUCCAGAUCAAUUAGAAACCGAGCAUGGUGAUGAGUCUGACUUAUCUAAAGUAGUCUGGCUCCUAGAUUCACUUGUGGAUAUUGCGUGCAAGUCGACUUGCCAGCGCGAGUUAGAAACUCCCGACUCUGAAGACAAGACUCACUUCAAAUUCAGACUGUUUAAGGCUUUACAAUCCGAAUUUGUCAUGAAAUUUACACAUCAUAUUUGUAAAUUUGCAAAUCAAAAAUCCUAUCAGCUGGCCCUUUUAGCCGCAAUAUAUCGAGGAUUACAGGUUUUUGACGAUGCACUUGCCAAUGAUACAACGGCGGGUGAACUUUUUUCAAGCAGUAAUGGUAUCAUCGAUCCCUAUGCUUUCAUCGCAAUUGCACUAUUUAAGCGAGUCAUUGGUCUCUUUCAGCAUGAGACUGGUGAUUUGAAAGGCAGUUGGUUUGUAGGUAUCUCCGAGGUUAACAAGGGAGAAUACUUCGAAGAUUCCGUUGUUGCACUUGUUGGAACAAUUGGAACGUCCAUCCUUCGAUCCAACACCACUCCACACGAAAAUAACUUUUUACUCAAAGCUAAUGCAGACAAUCCAACUGAGCCAAGUCGUGUUUGGACAUUAUUCAAUUUCGGAGCACACACUAGAGCAGACUUAGGUGCUUCUCAACAGGACCUUCGUGUUGGCCCCUCUAAUAAAUGUUCCGCCAACAUUCUUUCCACGGCAUUAAUAGCUGGAAUCCGCAAAGAAGAUAACGAUCGCUUAGGUCUAGUGGUUCAUGAAACUGCCAAGUCGAUGCUUUUCAACGCGAUUUCUAUUGAAAAUAAGUGUUCGAGACAGGCUCGCAUUAGUAUGUUACAGAUGCUUCAACUUUUCGUAAACAAAUUUGGUGCAGACAAGAAAACAUUUGAAGAUGGGAAACAACUUCAUGGCGUUAUGCUUGAGCUGGUCAAUGAAGCAGCAUCAAAGCCAGAUCUGGAAGCAUAUCAAAUAUACCAAGCCCUGGCUUAUUUUGCUGCGGCCGCAGUAGCAGCAUAUGAACCAUGUAGUACGGCACUCAUCGAUGCUAUGAUGCAAGGUAUUUCCGACCCAAAACGUGGUCGAAAGAUUGCCCGCAGUUUCGGAAUCCUGUUGGCUCCAUCGAACAUGAUGAACGAAAGUAAUUUCUGUAUUCUUCGUCCUCUUCGAUUCGGUCGCCUUUACAGCACCACUGUCAAUCAACUUAUCACUCUCUGGAGAUCCAAUGAAGACAGUCGUAUCAAGGAGAAUUAUCUCAUUGCCAUUGCUGGUAUCCUUCGAUAUAUGCCAGCGAAGAUCAUGCAAGGCAAUGCUGCACAAAUCCUUCCAAUUGCUCUAGCUGGUACAGACGUUCCGGAUAAGACCACGAAAGAUGCGAGCAUGAACAUUAUGAUCGUUCUAAUGCCGGAAAAUCCUGGUUUGAUUGAAGAACACCUUGAUUCAAUUAUCAAUCGAAUGACGGAUCGUACGCACAAUACGUAUGAUUCUCCCUCGGAUGCUAAUGUUGAGGGUAGAUCUAAGGCUUUGGAUGUGCUUGCUAUGCUUCCGACUUUGGUAGAGAAUGGACUGCUUCUGAAGCGGAAAAAUGCAGUACUGAAGGAACUUGAUGUCGCGUUGGAUGAUUGCUCGAGAGAGGUGAGAAUGAGAGCUGAUAGAUGUAAAAUGAUCUGGUUCAAUUUGUAA